Messenger RNA from Prosopis cineraria, 965 nucleotides. RefSeq names its product probable calcium-binding protein CML25. Gene Ontology annotation, molecular function: calcium ion binding. The transcript has a single exon. NCBI's taxonomy places the organism in Eukaryota, Viridiplantae, Streptophyta, Magnoliopsida, Fabales, Fabaceae. Bases 237 to 809 code for a protein of 190 amino acids. The record is from RefSeq and is a predicted model, not a curated record.
CAUUUGAACAAACAAAAUUGGAUCCAGUUCGUGACGUUUCUCAAUUCGAAGGUUAUGGAUUCUCUUCGCAUUCUUCCUCCUGCUUCCUACGUCUCUCUUCCCUCCCAAUCUCUGUGUCAAUCCUUAAUGCUAUCCCUCUAAAUCCAAUCAUCAAUCGCUUCUUCAUUCUCGCUCUUGAUUCCUCCUUUCCUUUUGUGUUUUAGCUUUUAACCGGCCAAUCCGCAUUAAUCGCCAUCAUGGGUUUCAAAUCCCUCUUCUCUCGGAAGAAGAAGCUGCUCGAAACCGCCGCCGCCGCAUCGCCGAUCACGUCCCGAUCGCCAUCGCUGUCAAUGCAUUCUCGUGCCCAGCUCGCGGAGGAGCUGGAAGAGGUGUUCAAGAGAUUCGACGUGAACGGAGACGGCAAGAUCUCCGCAUCGGAGCUGGGAUCCAUAUUGGGAAGCCUGGGCCAACCGGCCACGGAGGAGGAGCUGAAUAACAUGAUCCGUGAGGUGGACGCCGAUGGCGACGGAUUUAUUAGUCUUCAAGAAUUUAUCGAGCUUAAUACAAAAGGGAUCGAUUCCGUGGAGGCAAUGGAGAAUUUGAAGGACGCGUUCUCCGUCUUCGACAUUGACGGCAACGGGAAAAUCACGGCGGAGGAGCUUCAAAUGGUGAUGAAGAGCCUCGGUGACGACUGCUCGCUGGCGGAGUGCCGGCGGAUGAUUCACGGCGUCGAUAGCGACGGUGACGGCCAGAUUGAUUUCGAAGAGUUUAAAGUGAUGAUGAUGAAGGGAUCUCGCCAUGAUACCAGUGACAGGGUGAAGCCCGAAUAAGGCAUUGUUUGGCUGUGGCAUUAUUUUUGUUUUUCAAAAUUUUUUUCCCAAUUUAUGAUAUGGGGAUUGGAAUUUCACAUCCUGCAAAUUUGAUAGACUACGAAUUCUAAACAGUUAGAUUUGAAAUAUAAAUAAAGAUUAUAAUAAUUUUUUUCA